CUCUUGAUUGCUCUUGACAGGAGAGCCGAAACCAGAGGGACUAACAGAAAGGCGGAUUUCAUUUUUCAGUCUAAAUUACACACAAGCUACUAAAAUUGAGGUCAUGGCAAAGAGCAGUGACUUCCUAUAGUAAACAUGACUGGACUUUCGACCAUUUACUUCCUUUGAAGUGUGCUCUAAUUGUUUACGGUAUGAGGAUUAAUGAAAAAAGUUUGUCUAAAUUCGCCAGCAGUGGAGCACCUGCUGACAAGGAGGGGUACCUGCUCAAGAAGGGUGAGCUCAACAAAGGCUACCAAAAAAGAUACUUCAUUCUGAAGGGAAAUUUACUGUUCUAUUAUGAGAAGCGAUAUGAAAAAGAACCCGUGGGCGUCAUCAUUUUGGAGGGUUGCACAAUUGAACUGUCCGAAAAUAUUGAUGGAUUUGCAUUUCAGAUUGUUUUCCCAAAGACAGGUUGUAGGACAUAUCACAUGGCAGCUGAUUCUCAGGAAGAAAUGGAGGCCUGGAUGAAAGUGUUGUCUUGUGCUAGCUAUGACUACAUGAAACUGAUGGUGUCAGAGCUGAAGCAGCAGCUGGAAGAACUCAAGGAGAACAGUCAACAGCAACUAUUGGAGAAUGCUAUGAGAGACAGUCACUUAGUUUCAUCUAGUUAUUCACCUGUGGAAGACAAGGAUGAACCUACUUCAUUAGACACAAGUCAAAGACGUGUCAGGUUUAAUCCUUUUAAUGAUCCAAGCACUCAAAGAAAAAGUGAAAGUAAACAUUUAUAUGACUCGAUUGAUGAAGAACAUAGCCAAGUCGUGAAGGGGCCAUCUAAAAAGUUUUUACAACUCCAUGAGGAAUAUGGACAGCAAGUAAAGACACUCAGUGAAUUGUGGAGGGGGAGCUUUGCCGAGAGACCAGCAUCUGCCUUUGAACUUACAAGGACUUACUCUUCAUGCUAACGUCAUGCUAGCUAUAAAUCUCAGGACAGUGUCACAUUGUCCUCUUUAUAAUCAGCAUAUACAUGUAUAUUACUACUGGGUACCAGCAGAUUAUAAAAGACUUGAAUGUUGA
Molecule: messenger RNA, 1053 nt
Organism: Saccostrea echinata
Lineage: Eukaryota; Metazoa; Mollusca; Bivalvia; Ostreida; Ostreidae
Product: sesquipedalian-1-like
Exons: 2
Coding region: 192-941 (249 amino acids)
Biological process (GO): endosome organization; retrograde transport, endosome to Golgi; receptor recycling
Cellular component (GO): early endosome; trans-Golgi network; recycling endosome
Source: RefSeq, a predicted model, not a curated record